Messenger RNA from Nylanderia fulva, 1833 nucleotides. RefSeq names its product dynein regulatory complex subunit 5. Lineage: Eukaryota; Metazoa; Arthropoda; Insecta; Hymenoptera; Formicidae. The record is from RefSeq and is a predicted model, not a curated record. Gene Ontology annotation, molecular function: protein binding.
AACUAAUAACAAUGAACAAUGAGGAUUCCGCACACGAUAUCGAAGAACGUUGUGGCCGCUUACAGGUGCUCGCCGGAGACGUCGCUGUUGCCCCAGGAGCAAGGAAGGACCUUGCGAACGGAGGACACCUCCUGGGACGACGACGUAAUCCCCGAUUUGAAGAUACUCGCGCUUCGCGUCAUAGUCUCGAUCUGGAAGGAUAAUCCCGUUCUGGGGGAUCUGCCGACGUGCGUCGACAGAGACGUGCUCCUGGAAACGCUGCCGACCGAUCUCCCUUUUGAGCUCACGAUAACGAGAAUCGGGGACGGAUUUUAUUGGGAACGCGCGGCCAAGGACAGGUGGGAACACAAUGAUCCGAACGAAUACGGCGGUUCAUGGCGACGAUUAUAUUGCGAGCGCCACUUGGCCGAAUAUCUGGAAACUUUGCACGCGAGCUACUUCGAGGCCCAAAGAGAGGAAUGCGAGAACCUAAUGACUCUCCUCAAGGACUACAUACACGUCGUAAGACUUCGCUCUCUCGUGCCAACCAAGAAACAGAUCAAGCGAGUCGACGACGAGGACGACGAAUCUGCUCUGGAAGAGGACAUCGCACAUCACAUUCAUAUGGCAAUUAUACUACCGCAAUUUUCACACCUCACCGAAAUUUACCUCAACUUUGGUAUGAUUUACAUGGACGACGGUUUUGAGUGGCGGGAUUUCGAAUUCUCCCUGGAGGAUUGCAUAACUGGGGAAGGAAUUAAAGCUACCCCAAAACUGAAGAAAUUCAGUUUAACACCGCAGCAACUUGGAUCGCCCCGAAUCGCUGCUAUUCUUCAAGGAAUAGUAUCGAACGAUAAUAUCGAAGAACUGGAUGUGUCGCAUUGCAAUUUGAUGGACACCGGUGCGCACGCAGUGGGCGAAUUUCUGUCGAUGCAUCGGAAAUUGAGAACUCUGCAUUUGACGAACAACAACAUAGGACCGAUCGGAGUGGCCGGCGUCGUUCAUGGAAUAUUGAAGGCGAGUUCGUGCGCUCUGAAAAAUUUCGACCUCAGACUGAACCCUCUGCUAGACGAGGGAGCCCAUCACGUAUGCGCUCUUCUGGUGAGAAACAAAACUUUGGAAACUUUGAACAUCAGCGGAUGUGGAUUAACAUCUGAAGCCGGUAUAGCGCUCGCAGGAGUCUUAGCUUCAGGUUGUGUGGAGCUCAAAAUCUUAUCUCUUGAUGUAUCGAACAACAAUUUUGGAUUGACUGCUGGAGAGUCAUUCGAGGCGGCCGUGGCCUCCUGCUCGUACAUUAUCCACUUGGAUGGUCGAAUGUGCAAUUUCUCGAAAGAAUCGGAGUACUCGAUCAAUGAGAGCGCGUACAGGAAUAAACAAAAUAUGAGAAAGGAAAGGAACAGAGUGGCGUUUUCCCGAAGUAGAGACGUCUAUAAUUCAUCUAGCGCCAAGGAUCUGCAACAACAUCCGGAAGUUGGGCCGUCAUUCCCAGAGUCGACGGGUAUUGUGAAUUAUUUUACUGCCAGACAAAUCGAUGUUGACGAGCUGGAAUUGAUGAAAUCAAUUCUCAGGACUUGGAGUACAAGCGAUCCCGCCUAUUAAGGGAAGCUCUUACGGUUAUGGAAAAUUUAAGAUGCCGUUUGGCAGAAACGCGAAGCGACGCAUCCACCGGAAUCUUCAAAUAAAACUAAAGCGACCAUAUAUACAGGCUCCGUAAAAACACGAACAGCUCUGAGUUCAAUCGAUAGACCUAUUCCUUGAAGAUCGAUAUAACGUUUAUAUUUAUUACGAAACGAGAGCUAUGGACACUUGCCAGGAAAGUUUUGCAAUAUUCAUCGCAUAUAAUAAUAAUAAUUU